Lichtheimia ornata is the source of this 2148-nucleotide messenger RNA. RefSeq lists its product as uncharacterized. Bases 1 to 2148 code for a protein of 715 amino acids. The record is from RefSeq and is a predicted model, not a curated record. The transcript is spliced from 5 exons. Lineage: Eukaryota; Fungi; Mucoromycota; Mucoromycetes; Mucorales; Lichtheimiaceae.
AUGGGAAAAACAUCUAUUGCAAGAAAGCGAUCCAACAACGUGCCAUUCAAAUGCACCAAGUGUAAACAGUGGUUCAAUUGUACUGGUAAUGGACGAGCGAAUCAGUCAGCUCAUUACCUCCAUUGCAACCCAACAACUACCCCCCUUAUUCGUGUUCCUGAAAAUAACGAUGUGAACAAUCGUGAUCCCAUCAACGAACAACAGCUCAGUGGGCAGUUAGUGGAAGAAAACAUGUCGCCUGUUCUUGCUGCAUCCAUUUUUAACGAUGAGAGUGAUGCCAUCAUGGAUUGCGAUUACGUGUCUGUUGGUGGAAUGUCGGAUGGGGAUUAUCAGCAACCACCAAGACCAACACCAGCACCAGUACCAGCACACCAUGACGGUCACAAUCAAGCCAUGGAUGUUGUGGAUGAAAACUUUGCCGGUCCAGAGAUUCGUUUUGACGAUAAUGAGACGACAAGUAAUCGUGCUGUGGAGUACUCGAUGCGGCUUUUUCAUGUGGCGAAAAGACGUGGCCUAUCGAGAGAUGGCUAUAACGAGAUGAUGACACUUUUCAACAUGUUCAUCAAAGGAGACGACGAUACUACUCCUGGACCUCUCAUGUCGUAUUUCAAAACCAAUAGUGCAUACAACAACGCUAUGGGGGUGGAGCCUGUAUCAUAUGAUGCUUGCCCAAGAGGAUGCAUGAUGUAUUAUGGUGAUGAAGCUAUCCAGCGUUGUGGCCACUGCGGUGAAAUGCGAUGUGAUGAGAGUGGUAAACCUCGUUCUCGAGUACAAUACCUGCCACUCAUCCGUCAACUUGCACGUCUACUCUAUGAUCCUGAAACCCGUGAGCUUCUUCGUUACCGCCAUGAACGUGAAUUACCAGCACAGGAUUCGACGUAUCAAGACCGAGCUUUAUCAUUGCUGGAUCUCGAUGAAGAAGAAAGAGACAAGGCAGAAACAGAGUGCGACUGUGAACAUCGCGUAAACUACUUAUUGGCUUGUCGUCAUAUGCUUCCACUUGACCAAAGUGCCCAAGUGCAAGUAGAUAUGGUGCACUGUAGAUGGCACCUUGAAAAGCAAAAUAUGCAUGUUGAUACGCUACCGCUCGACGAUGGUGUUGAGCGUGCUGUUGACGAAAACUUCAGUACUGCUAUGAACGAUAUCGCCGACCUUUACGAAACUUUACCCGAUAGCCAGCAACGUACUGAUCUCAUCGAAGCCUUGCGCAAUCUCAUGGAGUCAUUCAAACCACUAGAUGACAAGCUUCGUUUUCCUAAAGAUGUUGUAACGAAGGGCCGCAAAAAGAAUCUAAAAGGAUCCAGAGAUCCAUCUAGAUUUGAAAUAGCUGAAAAGGAAGAAAUGGCAAAGGAGAAGGCCAAAUCCAAAGAAGAUGCAAAAAAGGUGGAUGAAUCGCAUACUGUUUGUGAUAAGAAGAGCGAUAGCAUGGAGCAGCAAGGCAAAAAACGUUCAACCCAAUAUGCCGACCCUGAGGAUCUAUGGCCAAAACCUACGAACUAUCACAAGCCAAGGAUGGAUGUUCCAGAAUGGGUGCAAAGUAUAAUCACUGUCAAGGCUGAUGGUUGCUGCGGUUGGAGAGCCCUUGCUGCACAAGUCCAUGGCAACGAAAACGAGUAUUUGAAGAUAAAGGAAGCAAUACUACUAGCGGCUGAAUCAGAUGCUGACGUUUACAAGAAAUACAUCACCUUCGGUGAUAAAGAGUACGACUACAUGAUGGCAAGAUUGUCAUAUGGUCUUACUCCUGAAACAGAAGCAUUCGUUGGCGAUUGGUGUGAGGAGGCGUAUUGGGUCGAUGCCAAUACAAUGGCUCAAGUAGCUGCUGACGCUUUCGGAUACCCAGUAGCUGUAUAUCAAACAGUAACUCAGGUUGGGAUAACCCCGGAAUUGCCAAAGCUAUUUUUGCCUCUUGAUCCCCCCGUGCGCGGUACCUUACACAAACCAUUGAUCUUGCAUCUAGUGGGUAAACACUACUACUCACUUAUCAUCAAACCUACAAUCCGAAUCGAAUGGCCCCCGGUUCCUCACUGGCAUGGUGAAUCUUGGAUUGAAAGAAAAGUACCACAAAGCUACAAAUCAUCAUGGAGGCACCUACACAACAAGAAAGCUAAACCAGGAACAACAUCCUAUCAUCCUGGCAUCCUUAGUUAA